AUGGCUCUAACACAUGUUCCGGCCCGGCGUUAUGCUCGUUUUCUUGUCCAGUUUCACGAGAUGUAUGCAGACCGCCUCCACCCGUUGCCGGAGGCUGGCAGUCUACCCUCGGUCAUAUGGUAG
Molecule: messenger RNA, 123 nt
Organism: Protopolystoma xenopodis
Lineage: Eukaryota; Metazoa; Platyhelminthes; Monogenea; Polystomatidea; Polystomatidae
Source: the annotation of a GenBank genome assembly